CCUUAACCUAGGUAUGUACCUAAGGUACCUACCUACAUAAUAUUCAAUGUUAUGUACCACCACAAUACCUUAAUGCUCAUUGGGUUCGGCUUCCGAUAAUUCGAUACUUACACCGUGGUUGCCGUGAUAUAACUAAGCUUAUAUGCUCACAGGUACUCUCCACCUGCCUUCUUUAUUCACUCAGUUUCAAGAUAAGGUUUCCUUACAUUGGAGUUGCCUUCUUCCGCUUAACUUGGGAUGGGUUAUUUAUAAUAACUGACCCUUGCCAACUUCUUUUCAUUAAAACUUCCCCUCGGACAUCACGAUAUAGGCCAUCUUUCGAACCAAAUCCAACAAAGAUGUGGUUUAAUCUUGUUGUAAGCGUAGUAGCAGUGCUGCUUUUCACCGUUGGCGGCUUUGCUGACCCUUGUCGCGGUGUCCCGCCUGCUCGGUAUCCGUUCAAGCUGGCCGAAGGCUGGAUAGGCAAGAAAGUGGGAGAUGGACUAUCUUCGCCUCGUGGUAUGGUUAUUGAUAGUGCGGAUCGACUUCUAAUUGUGGAAAAAGGGGUCGGGAUCAGCCAACACAAGCUCGAUAUCGACGGGUGCAUUUAUUCCUCGCGUAUUCUUAUUCCUAUGCCCGACCUGAACCACGGAAUUUAUCUUGGAAUAGAUGGCAAUACACUAUAUGCCAGUUCAACCACAAAGGUUUUCAGAUGGCCAUACAAAUCCAAAACUGGCGAUAUAGAUGGAGAGCCAACUAUUGUGAUUUCAGGCAUGUCGCCCAACAACCACGUCACAAGAACAUUGAUCAUCCCACCCCAUCAACCAGACCUUCUAGUCGUUUCUCACGGUUCCACGGGCAACGUCGACUAUGCUGCUGUCGACCCGGGAAUAGCAAGGGCUACUGUCAAAGUCUUUAAUAUCUCGGCCCCGCCAACCGGUGGUUACAACUACGUCAAAGAUGGCUGGCGUGCUGGAUAUGGCUUGCGAAACGAAGUAGGAUUGGUAUUCGACGGCAAUAAUAUGCUCUGGGGCGUAGAGAAUAGCGCCGAUCAACUCACACGCGACAUCAACGGAACAUCGAUAGAUAUUCACAACGACAAUCCAGCCGAGGAACUCAACUUCCUUGGCGAUGUUACGACUCCUAAUGAUAAUUGGUAUGGGUACCCGACGUGUUUUACGGUGUGGCAACCCGAGGCGGUCAUCGCCAACGCUACUAGCGGGAACCAACUAGACGUCGGUCAGCAGUUCGUUCUGGCGCCGAACCAGACGUUCGACGACAACACAUGUGCGCGAAUGUCAACAUCACCGCGGCUUACCUUCGAGGCUCACACCGCACCGCUCGAUGCUAAAUUUGACGCACCUAAGUACACCAAUCUGUUCGUCACGUUGCAUGGCAGUUGGAAUCGCAAUCCUCCAGCUGGGUAUAAGCUUGUUGCGGUACCAUUCCAACGUGAUGCUGCCAAUGGUGGAGCUUACGCUCCUGUCGCACCAGCUAAUUGCAAGACCGGGUAUGUAGAUAUCUUCUACCCGCCCGACGAAGGAAAUUGCUCGUCAUCAAGCUGCGCGCGACCUGUUGGACUAGUUUUCGACGGGGCUGGACAGUUAUACAUGUCAAGCGAUACAUCCGGCGAGGUGUUCAAGCUAUACAACCCUUGAAGAGGAUAUUUUAAGGGACAAGGAAAGAUUCCGGGAAGAGGAAGAAAACUACCUAAUAUAUUGCUGGGGACUGAACGGUGUUUAGGUACUUAACAAAGGUAUUUGCGGUGUCUUAUGAAGAGGUCAAGAGCCUAGGGCUUGACAGAUAAAAACUACACCCUCAUCAGGGAUCAAUUGCCUGGUCGGAGUUAUAGGGAUUUGCGCGCAUGAAUUUCUAAAAUACUCGUAUAGUAGAAGAAAAAAAUCGGUUGCGUUUAUUAUUC
Daldinia decipiens is the source of this 1900-nucleotide messenger RNA. RefSeq lists its product as uncharacterized. The record is from RefSeq and is a predicted model, not a curated record. Bases 339 to 1637 code for a protein of 432 amino acids. Lineage: Eukaryota; Fungi; Ascomycota; Sordariomycetes; Xylariales; Hypoxylaceae. The transcript has 4 exons.